Molecule: messenger RNA, 1005 nt
Organism: Schistocerca piceifrons (Central American locust)
Lineage: Eukaryota; Metazoa; Arthropoda; Insecta; Orthoptera; Acrididae
Exons: 2
Coding region: 1-1005 (334 amino acids)
Source: RefSeq, a predicted model, not a curated record
AUGGCAAAUAUGGGAAAAUGGCAAAUAUGGGAAAAUGACAUAUGGGAAAAUGCAAAUAUGGGAAAAUGCAAAUAUGGGAAAAUGCAAAUAUGGGAAAAUGAAAAACAUAAAUAUGAUAAAAACGUAAACAAAGGAAAAACGAAAAAUUGGGAAAAACGCAAUAAUGGCAAAAAAGCAAAUAAGGGAAUAACGCAAAAAUGGCAAAAUCGCAAAUAUGGGAAAAACGCAAAUAUGGCAAAAACGCGAAUAUGGGAAAAACGCAAGUAUGGCAAAAACGCGAACGUGGGAAAAACGCAAGUAUGGCAGAAACGCAAAUAUGGGAAAAAUGUAAAUAUGGGAAAAACGCAAUCAUGGAGAAAACGCAAAUAUGGGAAAAACGCAAAUAUGGGAAAAACGCAAAUAAGGGAAAAACGCAAAUAUGGGAAAACCACAAAUAUGGGAAAAACGCAAAUAUGGGAAAAACGCAAAUAUGGGAAAAACGCAAAUAUGGGAAAAACGCAAAUAUGGGAAAAACGCAAAUAUGGGAAAAACGCAAAUAUGGGAAAAACGCAAAUAUGGGAAAAAUGCAAAUAUGGGAAAAAUGCAAAUAUGGGAAAAAUGCAAAUAUGGGAAAAACGCAAAUAUGGGAAAAACGCAAAUAUGGGAAAAACGCAAAUAAAGGAAAAACCCAAAUAUGGGAAAAACGCAAAACAGGGAAAAACGCAAAACAGGGAAAAACGCAAAACAGGGAAAAACGCAAAACAGGGAAAAACGCAAAACAGGGGAAAACGCAAAACAGGGGAAAACGCAAAACAGGGGAAAACGCAAAACAGGGGAAAACGCAAAACAGGGGAAAACGCAAAUCAGGGGAAAACGCAAAACAGGGGAAAACGCAAAACAGGGGAAAACGCAAAACAGGGGAAAACGCAAAACAGGGGAAAACGCAAAACAGGGGAAAACGCAAAACAGGGGAAAACGCAAGACAGGGGAAAACGCAAAACAGGGGAAAACGUAAAUAUGGGGUAA